AUGGAUCCUGUUAAUGACCCACUAGGGCUUUAUACUAAUGUCGUGGAGAAAUCUCCAGAUGACGAGUCGACGCUUUUAAAAGAAAAAGGUAUUACGGAUAUUAAUAGAAGGCAUGAAUUUCUUUCCACAGGCGAUGCCCGACCAAGACUUCUUUCUAAUGUCGUGGAUGAAUAUCCAGGUAUUACGGAUAUUAAUAGAGAGCUGGAAUUUCCUACAGAUAGCUUAUCAUUGGUUUAUAAUGUCGUGAACAAAUAUCAAGAACAAGUCUUACCACAACUCAAUCAAGGUGCGUCCCCAUCUCAAAGGAAAUCUGAACAUGAUUCGAUUAGUGUUGAGUCUAAAUCUAAUAAAAAGGGUAUUCAUGACAAACUUAAGCCAUACGCCUGUAAUACUUGCGGAAAUAGGUUUACAAAAAAGGGUGGUUUGACGGCACACCAGAGAAUACAUUAUAAUGACAAACCUUAUGAGUGUGAAGCAUGUCCCAAGACGUUUACUCAACAAGGUCACCUGAAUGAUCAUAUAAAAACACAUACAGGAUUAAGGCCUUAUAAGUGUGAAGUCUGUAAUAAAGAGUUUAAACAAUCGGGACAAUUGAGAACUCACAAAACACGGCGUGUACAUAUGGUUAUGGUUAAAAAAUUGAACAAGAAGUGA
Molecule: messenger RNA, 654 nt
Organism: Funneliformis mosseae
Lineage: Eukaryota; Fungi; Glomeromycota; Glomeromycetes; Glomerales; Glomeraceae
Source: the annotation of a GenBank genome assembly